AUUGGCGUCCGUCGAUUUCCCCAGAAUAUCGCGAUUAAAGUGAAGUGAAAACACAAUAAUACGAGCGCAAAAUACUCGUUUAUACUCUCUGUUGUUGUGAUGUGAAUAAAAAGUCCUGAAAAUGGGAAAAACCGGGGAUUCGAACUCUACCUGCUCCGUUCCGGAAUGCAAAUCUAGGAGUACGAAUGAAAUAACACUAUAUCGUUAUCCUAAAGAAGAGGCGCAGAGGAAAAAAUGGACGGAGGCUAUCAAAAUUGAGAGUAAAAUUACUCCAAACAUGCAAGUUUGCAGCCGUCACUUUGUGAAAAGUGAUUACAUUAUAUCAGAUAAUGGCGGCACCAAAGUGAAGAGGCUAAAGAAGUCAGCGGUUCCAUCUCAGAAUUUGCCGUGGCAGUUCCCGAACAAGAGAGUCAGUCCUGGCCUGGCCAAGGCUCGCAUGGAGCGCUUGAAGAACCGACUAUCCAAGGUGUCAGAUUCUCCGGGCGCAAAAACUGGAACUGCACUAAAACCAGAAACUCCAAUAAAAAGACUUGAAAUUGCCAAGAAAAGUGAAUCUAAUCAAAAACCUGAAGUAACUGAAAAAACAAAGAAGACAGAAUCUAUAAAAAGUGAGGUGGUAAGUGAAGAAGAUGAAUCUACAUCCGUUGAGCCGGUUGUGGAGAAAAAGGAAGAAAUUGAUGAGAAUGACGAAGAGACUGAUAAAAAUAAUGAAGAAACUGCUGAAGGUGCAGAAGCUUCAGAGGCUAAGAAAGAUAAUACACCCGCCCGCGGUCCUACAAGGCUCCGGCAACGCGAGGGGACGAUAAAAUGCGAACAUUGCGGCAGAAAGUGUCUCACGCCGCAAGGCUUGCAAACACACCAACAACUCGCGCAUAAGAACAUUAGAACCAGUCUUAUGAACCCUAAGAAGGACUCUCCAGUGAAUAAUAAGGCUAAAUCAUCGCCGAAACCACCUACAGUCCCUUUAAUUUCCGUUAAAAGUCCUGAAAAUUUACUCGCGAAACCUCCUGUGAAAUCGCAACCUCUAUCUAUGAGUAUAUUAGAGAAAGUACUUCAAGGUGAUCGGGAUUACUUAGCGAGUAACUCCGAAGUGAGUGUGAAGGAAGAGAUUGUUGAGAACCAAGCGCACCGGAAAACUGAAUUCGAGUGUCCGUUGUGUAAGAGACGUUUCGCUGUGUACUUUAUGGCGUACAAGCAUGUACAGAAGCACCACUCUGGGACGCCUAAUGGAAGUAAAUCAAUUCUCCCAAAACCAACCCGCAUAGAGAUCUGCACAAUCUGCAACAUGACAGUCGAGGAUGACUUCCACGUGUGCGCUGGGCCGCUGAAGCAGGCAGUCGGCCUGUACUGCAUCGGCUGUGAACAGGAGUACAAGACGCUCACUCUGUUCGACAUGCAUAAGAGCAGUAUGCACAGCGAUGGAGUUCAGAGCAUGUUCUUCUCUACUUUAGAUGAAUUAGAGCAUUGGAAGCAGAAAAUGGAAAACCAAACCCGGGCGAAAUACUCAACGCUGGAUCAGAACGAAGCAAAGAAAACCUACCGCUGCACAUAUCGGUUUGGGAUCGCUGGCAAUUACAACCGACAGCGGAUGUGUCCUUCUUCGGUGGUCGUUCAAGAGUUCACCAAGGGAUUCCAGGUCCACUACUACCCCCACCACUACGGCCACGAUCACCAGAAAUAUAAACUGAGCAGCGCUUUCGAGCAAUAUUCCAUCACAUCGCUCAUGAACCUCACUGCCAAGAGCACUCUAGAAGAAUCCAGAGCCAACGCCCCCCGGACAGACUUCAACAAGCUCAGAACCGAACUCAACACCCCGGACCUGUAUCUACAGUUCCAGAAAAUAACAGAGACCAUUGUCAACGAAGCGGCCAGAAUCAAUGUCAACGGGCUAAAGAAACUCAUGCGAAAAGCUUUAGACAUGAUGGACAUUAUAAACAACUAUGUCGAAGAUGAUGACGAUGAAAUCACUAGCUCCAACUCCGUAUUAAAAAUGGAUUCCGAUAAAGAUAAUUUACAAGACGAUGUCAAGUUAGCUUUAGCUAAUUUUAAAAGAAAAUCAGAUUUAUCGAAUGAAAUUUCCCCUAAAAGAAGCAAAAUCUUUCAAAGCACUGAGAACUUGAAAACGCCUAAAAAUAACAGAUCUUUUACUAUAGAAAAUAAAAAUGUUUCGCCGAAUCAGUCUAAAUUUAUAGACACUUUUCAAGAUUUCGUUGGGAAAAGUUUAGCAAAGAAAGAUGAUAAGACGGUGAAAGUUAGUAAAAAGACGCCUCCGGUCAAAACUAAAAUAGGUCAGUUUAAACCUAAAAGCCCUCCUAAGAAAGUAUCAUUCUCUCCAACUAACAUCUCUCCUAAAAAAGUUAAGGAUAUAGAAUAUGAAGUGAAAGAACAAGAGAAUGACUGCAAUAUAUUGAUUUUAAAGAUUUAGAAAAACUAAGUCCCUUAAGGGCAUUUUUAGAAUUUGGGACCCCCAAUUAGCGUAAGUUGUUAACAGAAAUUAACUCGCUGUCAGUUUUGUGACGACAGUUAAGCAUAAAAUCUGUGUAAAAAUUUACUAUUUUCACAUUCUGAAUGUAGAUUAUCUCUUAAAGUUUAUGUACUACACAAAAACAAUAUUUUAAUUCAAAUUUCAUGCUUAAUUUUAUUAUCCUCACAAAACUGACAGUGAGUUCUUCGUUCUUCUUUGCAUCCUGUUACCCUGGGGUGUAGGGCUCGACUCAUAUUUCUCCAUUUACUCCGGUCUUAGGCAGUUUGGGUGACCUCCUCCCACCCCAUGCCUAGCACCCUGAGCUCCUGCUGAACCGAACGACGCCAGGUCGAUUUAGGGCGGCAUGGUUUGCGCUUUCCGGGUACAUUCCAGGUGAAGGCCAUUUUGGAUAGGUGGGUAUCAGGUUUUCUGAGGAUGUGUCCAAUCCAAUGCCAUUUCCGCGUUUGUAUUUCUUCCUGUACGGGUGCUUGUCCAGUUAUUCUCCAUAAGUGGGCGUUUGUGAUCCAGUUAGGCCAAAAGAUACGCAGGAUCUGCCUCAAGCAUUUGUUCACAAACACUUGGAGUUUUGACAUUAGGUCUUUGCGGACAAACCAGGUCUCACACCCGUACAGUAAUACGGCCUUUACAUUGGAAUUGAAAACCCUCAGUUUAGUUCUUCUAGUCAGGGUCGAGGAGCUCCACACCGGUUUAAGCUGACCGAAAGCGGCUCGGGCUUUGUUUAUUCGAGAUUCAAUGUCAGCUUCAGUUCCUCCACUCUGGUCAACGAAAACUGCCCAGGUAGCAAAAGCUGGUCACUUUUUCGAUUGGGUUCCCUUUGACAGUGAGUUAAUUCUUGUUAACAACUUACGCUAAUUGGGGGGUCCCAAAUUCUGAAAAUGCCCUUAAUCAUAAACUUUCACUAAAGUUAUCAAGCCGAUAAAGUUUUUUUUGUCCCU
Messenger RNA from Leguminivora glycinivorella, 3420 nucleotides. RefSeq lists its product as uncharacterized. Gene Ontology annotation, molecular function: sequence-specific DNA binding. The coding region runs from base 122 to 2425 and encodes 767 amino acids. The record is from RefSeq and is a predicted model, not a curated record. Lineage: Eukaryota; Metazoa; Arthropoda; Insecta; Lepidoptera; Tortricidae. The transcript is spliced from 7 exons.